CCCAUGGCUUACGGAGGUUCCCAGGCUAGGGGUUCAAUUGGAGUUAUAGCUGCUGGCCUACACCACAGCCACAGCAAUGCCAGAUCCAAGCCACUGCGGCCUAUACCACAGCUCAUGGCAACGCUGGAUCCUGAAUCCACUGAGUGAGGCCAGGAAUCGAACCUGCAACCUCAUGGUUCCUAGUCGGGCUCGUUUCUGCUGCCCCAUGAUGGGAACUCCUAAACAUAACUUUUGUAUGCUUCUGUGAUUUGCUAUAUUGCGAUAUUCUCUCUCUCUCUCUCUCUCUUUUUUUUUUUUUUUUAAAUCUGGAACUAGACCUCCAGUAUCUCUGACAUAUGCUUGUCUUUGUAAUAAUAACACAUGCAUAACUUUUUUAAAACCACCAGGAAUAAGUCAUUUUAGCCAAAGUCUAAUUGCUUGAAUUCCAAAACUAACUCCAGGAUCCCAAAUACCUAUUUCACCUAAUUUUCAAGGCACCUGGAGAGUACUUCCUAGAUAUGAAUGGGGAGAUGGUCUCAGAAAACUGUGUAUAGGGAAGGAAAAAAUACCUGCUAUCACAUUGGCAUAGCCUUAUUAUAACCCUGAAAGUAAAGAGACAGGGAGGAUCCUUACUUACAAUGCCAUAUGGUGGAAGGAACUGGGUCUUUCCUGGCAAACAUCUCUGGGAAUAAGCAAGAAGAAGGUACAGAACCCCUCAAAGGAGCUAUUCUUCAGUUUAUGAUUAAGAGAUGCUAUUAUUCACACACAGGUCUAAAAUUCACACGGGAAAUACUAUAAUUUGUUUUUUUUUUCCCUUGGUUUCAAAGUAGGAAUUCAAUAAGUUGAAAAAAAAAGUCCAUUUUAAUUUUUACUGUUACUGUGCAAUAUGUAUAUACUAUAUAGUGAAAUAUUUUCUAACAGAAAAUAUGUUUUUCACUCAGAAAUGACUAUGUCUUUGACUAGAAUACUGACUCAGUAAAACUAUAUUAUAUAUUUUAUAUUGUUAAAAAUAAAAAACACCAUAGAUCAAAAUCAGCUUUCAAAAACUCAAGAUUAGCAACAAUUCAUUAUCUAAAAGAGAAAAACCACCCUAUUUACCGAACUGUCUUUAUCAACCCAUUUACAAUGAUCAUUUGCUACUCAAAUUUAAGAAGAUAUUGUAAUUACCCCAUUUAAUGAAUUAAUUUUAUCCUUUAUUUUUUAAAUUGAGAUUUAACUGACAUAACAUCAUAUAAGUUGGUGUAAAAUGUGUUGAUUUGAUAAUUUAUAUAUUGUAACACAAUUACCACUGUAGCAUUCACUAACAUCUCUGUCAUGUCACAUAAUUAUCAUUUCACUUUUGUGGUGAGAACAUUUAAGAUCUAGUCUCUUAGCAACUUUGAGGUAUACAAUAUACUAUGUAAUUACCUCAUUUCAAAAGCUAUAGUGAUACAGAUUUAUAUAUCAAACAAAUGUCUAUCUGUGUAUGUCUAGUAAGUGUAGGUUUUAAAAGAUAAUAUGUUUUAUUAUUAUAUAGAAGAGUGAAUAAUUGGGCAGAAAAGGGAAAAAUUUGCAUUAGAAGCUACAACAGGAGUUUUAUGGAAAAAAUAUAACAGGGUAUUUUAUGUCUUUAUGAGGGUAUACAUUAAUAUCUGUAUAAGUGUACAUUUGAAGCAGAUACUUUUCAUGGUUUGAAGGAGGUGUGGCAGUAUUCAAAUCAUGUAAAUCUGAAUUGUCACAUAACCCUGGGUCAAAGAUACAUUGCUUAAUGCAUUCAGGAGGUAAGAUUUCUAAGGCAUAUAAACUGCUUGAUUUGCAGAAUAGAAUAAGCUACAGUCAACUCUUCAACUACUUAGUUCUCAAUCAGGGAUAAAUCAUGUUCUCCUUUUUUCUUCCUAUCAUUAUAAAAUUGUAAUUAUUAUUCUGUUCAGGGUCAUACUACAUUUUCUCUACUCACUCAUUUCAUUUAAUAAACACUCACAUAGUACUUCUGGGGCAGGCACUGUAGCCUCCAAUGAUGGGGGGAAUCACAACUGUUGGGCUCAGUGCUAGACCUCCAGCACUUUGCCUGGCACUGACUUAAUUUAUGCAGCAAAUAUCAAUUAUUUGAGUAGAUAGCUUACAUCUGCUUACCCUGCAGGAAGUACUAUAGCAUAAUGGUUCAGUGUACAGAUGACGGAGUUUGGAAUUCUGGCUCUACUAAUUAAAUGACUUUGGGCAAGGUACUUUAUCACACUAAGCCUCAGUCUCCGCAUGUGUCAAAUGGGAGAAAUAACAGCAUUGACGUGAUGGGGUUAUUUUCAUGAUUAAAUAAGAUACCAUCGAGUGCUUAGACAAACACUUGGUGGUGAGGUAAGCCCUUGAAAAAUCUUAGCUAUUAUUAUUAUUUUCUUCCUGCCAUAUUUAUCUAGAAACAUGGAUUUAAACAACUUAAAUUCAUGGUAAAAAAUUAUACCAGGAUACUAUUUCUAUUUUCUGAGCUACUAGGCAAAUCGACUAGUUCUAUGGAAACAUCUUCAGAAAGUUACCCAGUUUCUGUUCUGCUUUCAGAAUUUGGUUUAUGUCAUGUCUGCAGGUCUCAUGAAGAAACUGUAAACAUUUCCACGAUGCAUUCUUUGCCUUUUUAUGAAGCUUUCUUACUGAGAUCAUAAACCAAAGAGCUCACAGUGAACACUGAGGAGUUUUAACUAACCUAGCAUUAGAACCCUCAAAUAACAAUACAACUUUUUUGAGAUCCCAGUCCUCUCCUCUCUGGAGAGAACAGUUAAAUCUAGAAUUGGGAAUGACAUUAUGGAUAUCUGGUUAUGCUUUUUCUUAUAUUUGCCAUCUGGAGAGGCCCUUUUAAUGCUGUAACACUUGCUUAUUUUGUUUUUAAGUAUACUUAUGAGACUUUUCUAGGCCUAAUAUCAGGCAGAAUAUAUUAACAGAUUAGAGGAUGCUUUCCUUUCAAAAUAACUUUAUAAUUUCACAGAUUCUUAUGUGAGAAAAGAAGACAUAAUCAAAUUUAGAUAUAGAACAAUUUAGAUUAAUCUUUUAAAAUAAACAGAAGUCAGAUAACUAAAGUUAAAUCAAGGUGUUAACUGUAGCUGGCAAACUACAGACAUUAUUAAAUUGCACUGUCCCAAUUAUGGCUACUUUUCAAGAGUCCUCCUCUUUCCAUCUUUAAGAUGUUGAGGAAUGUUCUCUCCAGGACGGUAUUUCUUAUAUGAAAUCCAUUAACAAUGUCAACAGAUGCAGUGGUCAAAUGGUAUGAAAGUUUGAAAUUAUCUAUUAUAAAAAUAUAGUUUGUAAUAUUGUGAGUUCUCCUCAAUUAAAAAUUUCAAGUUAUCACAAUCUCAAAUAUCAAAAUGCUUUUAGUGUCAGCUGGCAGCACCACUUUAGCUGGUGAACACAGACUUCCAUCAUUCACUGUCAGCAUUGGUCUCCCAUUAGGUGGGGUCUUCAGGAACACAUCCUUCUCACAAAAUACAUCAGUCCUAUUUUUCCUGCCAAGUAAGCAGGCAUUAUUUUCUUUCCUUCAUAUUCUUUUACUAGUGUAGUGUAUUUUUUUUUAUAAAGUCUCUUUACCCAUUCAACUUUUAGUUUUUAAUUGAUUAUUUGUUCCUUCUCAAUGGAGAUGAUUAAUUAAAAAUCCCUGAGCGCAUAGAGACUGGAUAUUAGCAUUGGAAUUUCUUUCACAGAUUUUGAGAACUGGAAGAGAUAUGAGGUUAUCUAGUCCAUCUCACCCCUGCACAUUAACAAAGCAAGAAACUGAGUCAGUUAAGCAGGUCAGGCUAACGUAGGGAGGUGAAGGCAGAUUAGUCUCUAGUUCUUUCUUCAGAGCUAGGAUGCUUCUGGAUGUGAAGUGCUAAUCACAUUUGAAGGGGCGGAGAAUAAAAGGACACUUGAGCUGUGCCUCUACAUACAAACCAGUGGGAAAAGAAAAACAGCACUUCAAGUGUAAACAAUCAAAGAGUAAAGACUGUGCACAUUCACUGAAAGUAGUUCAGUUUGAUUAUUCAUAGGACCUAGGUGUAGAUUUAAUUACUAACUUCUUUUUGACCUUACGUAUAUUAAAUACUCAGAUUGUUUUCACUUUUACAAGCCCCUAAAUCAAAUAUGGCAAAAAAUGGCUUUAAAGACAUUUAUUAGCUAAGGAAAAUAAUCAUAGAUUCUCCCAACAAUAAAUGUAUUUCUGCAAGCAGCAACAGGCACUUUGGGAAGUCUUAUUCCCCUGCAUGGUUUUAGCAUUGGCAAAGUAAAACUAACUCCAAUUUAGUCAUCUACAAUACUGAAGGAAACUUCUUCAUAGGAAUAUUAGUGAGUCAUCUCUUUAAGAUUUUUUUUGUUAGGUACGCCAUUUGAUAUUUUGCCUUUUUUGUUUUGGUUUGAGGAGGGUAGGAUAGACACUCUCUAAAAAGUAACAUUAAAAUGGUAUUAUACCAGAGUGUUUGCUUCUCAGGGGUAGGUUAUAUACUUUCAUAAAUUAAAAAAGGAGGGACCUUUUAUAACACUGAUAUGAAAAGAAGAAAUACCCACUUGACCCUGAUAUUGAAUUAAUUGGGUAAAGUUACAUUUUAGGGGAAUCAGUGUUUUAAUGAGUUGUGUUCACUCCAGGUUGAUAAGCCUGUGUCCACUCUACGGUCUCAAAAAUAACCAUCCACUAACUGAAUCACAGCCAAUAGAGGCUUUACUAAUUGGUAAAUACAUUCUUUAAUUCCGAUAUUCUUGAGAGUUGCCUUGUAAUCUUCAAAACUACAUGGAUAACACACAAAGAUCUGAACAAGCCUUCUUUGAAUCUUUUCUUGACUACUAUCAUUUUAGAGAAAGUGGGUAACCUCUUCAUGGAGAUUAUGGAGUGGUUCCCUAACUUCUGGGGGUGAAGGUGGUUCCAAUCCCUCUUCUAAUCCAAAUGAGUUGAAUCCAUGGACUUUAGAUCAAAAAUCUCAAACUGCCAGAUUAGUAUCCUAAAGUCAGAGAAGCUUAGAGAGCUGCUAAUAGUCACACAGCUCUUUUUGCCUGCCUAUACUACAGGUUUCCUGAUUUGGUGAAAACAAACUCUCCACUCCUAAAAUGCUUACAGGCAGAUACAUAUGGACAGCAAGAGCACAGAGAUUUAAAAACAGAGCAGAAAAAAUUAACUUGAACAGAAUGUGGCAUUUCCCUUGGUCUGUUGCUAACGGCCCACAUACAACAUGCUUUAAAAAAAAAAAAAAAAACCCAGGUUCAUCUUUUUAUCAUCAUUUAUAAAUGAUUCAAAUGGACAUUUAGAAUGUACGGCAUUGGGAAUGUAUCCCAUGUGGGGAUAAAUGGCAAAGAGCUUCAAUGUUCAGGGCUGUGGUUUUCAGGCUGAAGUUGAUGCAUAUUUGGGCUCUUCGCUUUGGUCAUGCUGUUAAAGCAAAAGAUAAUAUUUUUAAGUCUAUUUUCAGGACUCCAAAGCCAGUGACAUUAAAUAUUCCUUUUUGUAAGAAAAACAAUUAUGGACAUGAUUUUUUAAUGCCUUCAAGAAUUGAAGAUAUGAAAGAAAUGUGUAAAAAGGAAUUACUUCAUUCUCUUUUUAUUCUGCCCCUAAAAAAACUGAGUCAAGUCUAUCACACUUUGUUUCAUUAAAAACUAGAGACUGUGCCUCUGAACUGUUACUUUUGGGGUGGCUGUUUUCUGAAUAUUUUUCCAAAUAGAGUUUUUCACACAGAUUCUAUAGGUUGGAUAUCCCAUAUACUCAUACCUACUCUGCGUUAUAAUUUCAAACUUCUACAAACUUAGACAAGAAUCCAUAACCAGCCAAUGGUCUAUGAACCUGUUUUGAUGAUCCUGCUGUCAGCAAAAUUCCUAUUGAUAAUCUAAAGCAGUUGAAACAAUUUUCAUGGUAACACUGAAAACUGCAAAAAAGUCAUUGUGGCUGGGUGAAGUGAAAAACUGACCAAUCACAGAAUCUCAAGUAAUGGGGCUCAUGUCCCCAGCUUUUCUCAGUCUCAAGUUUUUAGUCCUGAAUAUUACACUUUAGGUAUUAUAUUUUAAUCAUUUCCUCAAUCUAAAAAUAGAAAUUAUUCAAUAGGAAAAAACAUCUUUAGUCUUUACUUCCGGCGAUUCUAAUAUUUCCUUGCUAACCCUUAUUUUAAUACUGCACACCUGGACACAUCACACAGUAUAAUAUAUGUAGUCAGGCUCUGGAGAAUUUAUUUCAAUUUACAUACAGUCCUUCCAAUCCUCUGGCGAGCUUGAUGUGAAAUCUGAGACAGCUACAUCUCCCCAGCAGGAUCUUCCUUUGCCUCUUGGCAUUAAUAGCCAAAGGCUCUAACUGCUCCUCCCGGGAGGCGCAGUGGGGCUAAAGAGUCGGGAAGAGGGGUGACUGCGGGGCUUGUUGCGCUGAAGAUUUACAAUGUACUUCUUGCAGGCGGCUCAGCAACCCCCUCUGUGGCUGUGGGUGUCUGGUGUGACAGAGCGGAGAAAAGCUCUCUAAUCUCCCAGUGCCUGCCUCUGCCGCUCAGUCGCUCCCCUCCCUCCCGCCUUCCCUGCCUCCUCGCGCUCUCUCGCUCUCUCCUUUGCCUUUCUGGGGAGUUUCAGUCCCUGAAUGCAGCCAGAGUAGCUUUGGCAAUCUAGACCUGGAGCCUGUGUAUAUAUGCUCACGCACACACAUGCACACUCACUCGCACACACGCACUCCGGCUCUCCCCACGGGGAUACAGAGCAAACCCGGAGCUUCGUCUACCUGAGGGGGAUGGCCCGGCCGGACACUUCUUGCUCACUUGUCAUCUCCAGAGGUCAGUGCAACGUCGGAACCAGGGAGGCUCGCUGUCCGGUUUGCAAUCUCACGCUGUUUGCCGCCACCACUGCUUAAAGUGUCCAGGCAGGCGGAGAAGGCUUCUCCAGGACAGAUUCCCCGUGCAGCUCUGCGGCCCUGGGACUUCACCCGGCUGGUUCACCCCGGUCUUUUUUUCCUGGCCAUUCCCUUGUCCCCGGCUACGGGGUGCAUGGCUCGGGCACCUCCGCUGCUGCCGCUGCCGCAGCUGCUGGGAGUACAUCCCACCCAGAGGACUGAACGCCGCCGCCGCUGGAGUGGGGAGAGAAAUCGGCAGCCCUAACUUCCCUCUCCCUCGCUCCCCCGUCCUUGCCAGCCAAGAAUCCGCUGGAAGGCUCCCGCGGAAAGCCAGGCGAAAGCUCGGUGCAGGGGACUGCUAGCUGGGAGCCGCAAGCGCACAAGGGCGGGGGCGGCAUGUGCCCCUGAGCCCUGCGCCCGCUGGAGAAGUAGCGCGCGUUGGGAGAGUGAGACGCUUUCCAAGUUGGGCGCGUCCCAGAGCUCGCCGCCCCGCACCUCGGCCGCUGGUAUCCGGAGAGAGGCGGGGCUGAUGGGGGGCGCCGAGGUUGCAGUCGCCUACGGCCAGAGCCCGUCUUAAAAGAACACGGGCCAGUCUCCCCAGGGUCCCAGCUGGCGUUGCGCCCUCGGCCCGCGUGCGCUCUCUGAUGCCUGCUCUGGCUGUGGCCCGAGUGGCCCGCCCGCGGGGGGUGCCGGAGGGGGCGGGGGAGGAGGAGGAGGAGGCGGUGUGAUGGCCCUGGACGGCGAGCGGGGGGAACAAGAGGAGGAGAAGAAAAAGAAGAAGAAGAAAAAGAAGAGGAAGAAGAAGAAGGAGGAGGAGGGGGCUAAGAAGAGCAGCUCACCCUUCGUGGCCACGAUGGGGGAGAACGACGCCGCGCUCCGGGCCGGCGGCAGGGGGCUCUCGGACCCGUGGGCGGACUCCGUGGGGGUACGACCCCGCACCACCGAGCGCCACAUCACGGUGCACAAGCGGCUAGUGCUGGCCUUCGCCGUGUCCAUCGUGGCGCUGCUUGCGGUUACUAUGCUCGCGGUGCUGCUCAGCUUGCGCUUCGACGAGUGUGGGGCAAGCAUACCGCCCGGCGCCGACGGCGGCCCCGCGGGCUUCCCAGCACGCGGUGGCAACGAGAGCCUUCCGGGUUCUUCACGGCGCGACCACCACGCUGGCGGAGAUUCCUCACAGCCCGGAGCAGGCAGGGAGGACACUCCUGAGACCCCGUCUGCCCAGCCGCCGUCGGAGGAGGAGCAAGAACAGUGGCAGCCAUGGACUCAGCUGCGCCUGUCGGGCCACCUCAAGCCGCUGCACUACAAUCUGAUGCUCACCGCCUUCAUGGAGAACUUCACCUUCUCCGGGGAGGUCAACGUGGAGAUCGCAUGCCGGAACGCUACUCGCUACGUCGUGCUGCAUGCCUCCCGGGUCGCUGUCGAGAAGGUGCAGGUGGCCGAGGACCGGGUGGCUGGGGCAGUCCCGGUGGCCGGCUUUUUCCUCUACCCGCAAACCCAGGUCUUGGUGGUGGUGCUGAAUAGGACCCUGGACGCGCAGAGGAAUUACAAUCUGAAGAUCAUUUACAACGCCCUGAUCGAGAACGAGCUCUUGGGCUUCUUCCGCAGCUCCUACGUGCUCCACGGGGAGAGAAGAUUCCUUGGUGUUACUCAGUUUUCACCUACACAUGCCAGAAAGGCAUUUCCUUGUUUUGAUGAGCCAAUCUACAAGGCUACUUUCAAAAUCAGCAUCAAGCAUCAAGCAACCUAUCUAUCUUUAUCCAAUAUGCCAGUGGAAACGUCUGUGUUUGAGGAAGAUGGAUGGGUUACGGAUCACUUUUCACAGACCCCUCUCAUGUCCACGUAUUACUUAGCCUGGGCAAUCUGCAACUUCACCUACAGAGAAACUACCACAAAGAGUGGGGUUGUAGUACGAUUAUAUGCAAGACCUGAUGCGAUCAGAAGAGGAUCUGGGGACUACGCUCUCCAUAUAACAAAGAGAUUAAUAGAGUUUUACGAAGACUACUUUAAAGUGCCCUAUUCCUUGCCAAAACUAGAUCUUUUAGCUGUGCCUAAGCAUCCGUAUGCUGCUAUGGAGAACUGGGGACUAAGUAUUUUUGUGGAACAAAGAAUACUCCUGGAUCCCAGUGUUUCAUCUAUUUCUUAUUUGCUGGAUGUCACCAUGGUCAUUGUUCAUGAGAUAUGUCACCAGUGGUUUGGUGACCUCGUGACUCCUGUGUGGUGGGAAGAUGUGUGGCUGAAGGAGGGUUUUGCUCACUACUUUGAGUUUGUUGGUACAGACUACCUCUACCCUGGCUGGAACAUGGAAAAACAGCGGUUUCUGACGGAUGUUCUCCACGAAGUGAUGCUGCUUGAUGGCUUGGCCAGUUCCCAUCCAGUAUCACAGGAAGUGCUACGGGCAACAGAUAUCGACAGGGUGUUUGACUGGAUCGCAUAUAAAAAGGGUGCUGCUCUAAUUAGAAUGCUGGCUAAUUUUAUGGGCCAUUCAGUAUUUCAGAGGGGUUUGCAAGAUUACUUAACCAUUCAUAAGUAUGGCAAUGCAGCCAGAAAUGAUCUCUGGAAUACACUAUCAGAGGCAUUAAAAAGGAAUGGAAAAUAUGUAAAUAUACAAGAAGUAAUGGAUCAGUGGACGCUCCAGAUGGGUUAUCCUGUUAUCACCAUCUUCGGAAAUACAACAGCAGAAAAUAGAAUAAUAAUUACUCAGCAACAUUUUAUUUAUGACAUCAGUGCUAAAGCUAAACCACAUGAACUUCAAAAUAGCAGUUACCUGUGGCAGAUUCCACUAACUAUUGUGGUAGGAAAUAGAAGUCAUGUGUCUUCAGAAGCAAUUAUCUGGGUGUCUAACAAAACAGAACACCACAGAAUAACUUCUUUGAACAAAGGAAGCUGGUUGCUGGGGAAUAUCAACCAAACUGGCUAUUUUAGAGUCAACUAUGAUUUAAGGAAUUGGAGAUUAUUAAUCGAUCAAUUAAUCAGGAACCAUGAGGUUCUCUCUGUCAGUAACCGAGCAGGUUUGAUCGACGAUGCCUUCAGCCUAGCCAGAGCUGGCUAUUUGCCUCAAAACAUUCCCCUGGAGAUUAUCAGAUACCUGUCUGAGGAGAAGGAUUUUCUUCCUUGGCACGCUGCCAGCCGAGCUCUUUAUCCUCUAGAUAAAUUACUGGACCGCAUGGAGAAAUACAAUGUCUUCAAUGAGUAUAUUUUAAAGCAAGUUGCAACAACAUACAUCAAGCUUGGAUGGCCAAAAAACAAUUUUAAUGGAUCUCUUGUUCAAGCAUCUUACCAACAUGAAGAACUACGUAGAGAGGUUAUCAUGCUGGCAUGCAGCUUUGGCAACAAGCACUGCCACCAACAGGCAUCAACACUUAUUUCAGAUUGGAUUUCCAGCAACAGGAACAGAAUACCACUAAAUGUUAGAGACAUCGUCUACUGUACAGGAGUUUCACUACUAGAUGAGGAUGUCUGGGAAUUCAUAUGGAUGAAAUUCCACUCCACCACGGCCAUUUCUGAAAAGAAGAUAUUGUUGGAAGCUUUAACUUGCAGUGAUGACAGGAAUUUAUUAAAUAGGCUUUUAAAUCUAUCACUGAAUUCUGAGGUGGUGCUGGAUCAAGAUGCAAUUGAUGUGAUAAUCCAUGUAGCUCGAAAUCCACAUGGCCGAGAUCUUGCUUGGAAGUUUUUCAGAGAUAAAUGGAAGAUAUUAAAUACCAGGUAUGGAGAAGCACUCUUUAUGAAUUCCAAACUUAUCAGUGGAGUUACAGAAUUUCUUAAUACUGAAGGUGAAUUGAAAGAGCUAAAGAACUUCAUGAAGAGCUAUGAUGGAGUAGCUGCUGCCUCUUUCUCAAGAGCUGUGGAAACUGUUGAAGCCAAUGUACGCUGGAAAAUGCUUUAUCAAGACGAGCUUUUCCAAUGGUUGGGAAAAGCUCUGAGGCACUAAUAUGUGUCUCUUAUAAACAAUUCGACUCAGAAUUUUUGGGAAGACCUGCUUUGUGUGGAAUGAGGAUAAUGGCCAGAUUUUCAGUGUUAACAUGCGGGAGGAAACUUUUCGUUUAAUUUUUGGUUCUGGGGGAUUUUUUGGUUUCAUUCAUUCUAUUUUGUUUCUCUACUGGGCCUUCUUUAAAGAAACUCUUGCAAAUGAAACUAGCCAUGAUUGCUUCAGCCAUACAUUCCUCGCUAUACAGGACCAAAUAUGAUAGUGGUGCAUGUUGAUGUGGCAGUCAGUACGGAAAAUCAUAUUCAGAAUAUUUUGUGCAUGGUCGUAUGGUCCUGCCUGUGUUCCAGCAUGCUUAUUUAAAAUGUCCAAUGUUGUAUGUGAAUAUAUGUUACAUCCAGGAUGGGCAUUAUGCAAAAGCACAAAGAUUAUCUAUGACAAUCAGUGUUGCAAUGAAAGAAAAACUUUAAGAAGGAGUUCUAGAGUUAGUCCUGGGCAAUAUGAGAGGUAAAAUAGCCCUUUAAGUGAUCAGUGUCACUUAUUUCAGCACUUGGAUUGUCUUGCAAUGAUUACUGUGUGGCUAACUCAUUUUCUUUGAGUUAAAACUGUGUAUACAUUUAAAAAGGCAUAUAGAUAGUGUAUACAUAUGUGUAUGUACAUAGGGGAGCCCCAUAUGUAUAUAGUAUGUUGUACACUGCACUUGUGCAAAGAAUCUCUUCAGAUCAAAGAAAAUUUAUCUCUUUUUAUAAAUUUAGGCAAACUUUGAAAAGACUUAGAAGAAUUUAGCUCCACAUUAUCCUUCCUGACCGUUUCCUAACUAAAUUUCUCAACUUUAUAGAUUUUUUUCAUCUACUUCCUGAAUUGUCUAUUCUACAUAAAAAAGUGAAUUCAAACAAAAUUUAUGUAUAAACACAGUGCUAAUUUUCUUAAGUGGCAGCCUCACAUCAUAAAUAUAGAUUCUCUGAUCAUUUUAGUUAUACUUCCUAUUUGAUAAAACCGUUGUGCAUACUUAAUGACUAUCAGUGCUGAGAAAGUAUUUUCCAUCUUGUUUGUUUUUCCAUCUCAUGUUGGGUGGUCCAGAGAGUUAAAAACUCUCUGUGUGUGUUGGUCUUUGUGUCUGUGUGGAUCUAAUCCCCCAUUAAGCAACCAUACCUCAAGCAGAUUUUAAUGGACCUUUGAUGCCAGUUGUGCCAUCCAUUAAGAUUAAAAGUUUCUUUUCUUGAGCAAAACUUUUCCUUUGGCACUGCCAACUCUGUUCUACAUGGGAAUUUUAAAUAGGCUUUUCCUCACUGUGUAUUAUGUAACACAAAUGUUUUUAAAUGCCAUUCUCACCCAAUGGGCCAGCUCUCCAAACAUUGCUUAGAUGCUCCAAAAUGAACAUAUUUUAAGUUUACCAUUAUGAUACCAAUGCAACUACUGUACAUAAGCCAAAUGUUUGUGGACCACUUUAUAUUUUCCUGAGGUUUCUCACCCUUCCAAAUCUUGCAAAUCACUGAAAGAAAUAUAUUCUAACUCUAAAAGUCACUGAACACUGGGAGGAAAAAAUAAGGUUAUUUUAGAGACCCAUAGAUUUAUUAUAAGCUUGUUUUAAAGAGGAACAAUUUCCUAAUCCAUAGAACAAGUAUCACCUAAAAUUGAAUUUUAUCUUUUUAGCAAUUAAUAUGUGUUACUCAUACCUAAAUUUUUCAGUACUUCAUUCAGUUAACAUAUGAAUUUUAAAUACUCUCUGUGGUGUUAAUGACAUAGUAAUGCUUAGUAUGAAAUUUAAAAGUCAUCCCACCUUAUGUGAAGUGAUGAAUUUCAAAUAAAUGAAUGAAUUAGUGUGAAAUCAACGUGUCACAUAUAUGAAAUCCCUAAAGGGUAAGUUCUGAAACAGAACAAUAAUAAAUAUCAUACUGUCAUGCAGGUCCAAAAUGUGUACUGUGUCAUCAUGGAUUCAUGUAAUAGAGAAGAUAAAAAAAUUAGAGGUGGAUGUCUUGUUUUGUGUCGUAAAUCACUGAAAACUCUUAAUAGUGGUAAUAUUCUUUUGAGUGAAACCACCAUUUACAAUUUUGAGUUAGAAGGGCUUUUAAAGUUCUUUUUUCCUCCGCACUGUUAAUAAUCUUAAUCCUCUUUCAGUAUUUUAGUGGCCUUGAACAACUGGUUUAGCUACAGUGUCAAAUCCUAAGUGUAUAAUUAUGUGCAAUGUUCAAUACCUCAUAUAAUACUUGUUUAACAGUAUAGUGGUAUCAAUGGCAUUGAGAUGGAAUUUUUGUUCUACAUAUUUUUCAAUAAUUUAUCCUUUCCAAUGUUGAAGAUUAUAUCAGGCUAUAAUGUUUUUUAGUUGUUUAAAUAAGUAAUAUUUUCAAAAUAAAAUGACCAAUGAUAUCUCUUGGAAUAUUCUGUAAAAUGUAGUUAUAAAGUUCUAUUUUCUACAUAGAGUUUUUAUUUUUUUCUCUUCUUUGUCUGUUUUACAAAUCAUGUAUAUGCAUGAAAUUACAUAUGAAGGUGUCCAACAUUUAGACUUAAAACUUUACUAUGCCAAUAUAUGUAUAAGAUCAAAAUUUACUUUCAGGUAGAAAGGACUAAAUAUUUACCAUCUUCCUAAGUACUAAAUAUCUCUAGGUAACUUGUAAAUAAAAAGUUUUUCCCAUUUUUACAUAUUUUCCCUUAAAAUUUUCUUAUAAUCUUUGAAAUUUUUUUUAAUAUAUAAGCACAACCUCUAAGGCUAAUAUCUACAAUGCUAGGCUUUUCUCAAGUGUCCAUAACAUGGAUUUUACCUGGCAUUUAACCUUACUUUGACUUACAUUAUUUCUGAGAUAAUUAUAUCAUAGGACUGAGAUUUUGUGAUAGUGAAAUUUACAAAUAUUACAACAGUAAUAUUUACAAGGUUAUUAAGAUUAUAUCAUAUAUUUAUAAAUUCCAUUUCAAUUUCCAAGAACUUUUACCUAUGCUGUUCCAUUUGACCCCUUUCAAAACAUAAUAAAUUAUAUUAGUCCUAAUAGUCUUAUGAGAAAACAGAAGCUCAGAGUAGAAAUACGAACUUUUUUUAGGGCCACCUAUGGCAUGUGGAAGUUCCCAGGCUAGGGAUCAAAUCGGAGCUCUAGCUGCCAGCCUACACCACAGCCACAGCAAUGCAGGAUCUGAGCCAACUUUGCAAUCUACACCACAGCUCAUAGCAACGCUAGAUCCUUAACCCACUGAGCAAGGCCAGGGAUCAAACCCACAUCCUCAUGUAUACUAGUUGGGUUCUUAACCCAUUGAGCCACAGUAGGAACUCAUAACCUUUAAAAAUUACAUAAUUGUCAGAGAUCCCACUGUGGCACAGUAGAUUAAGAAUCUUACUGCAGUGGCUCAGAUUGCUGAGGAGGCAUGUGUUUGAUCCCUGGCCCAGCAUAGUGGGUUCAAAGAUGUGGCAUUUCCACAGUUGCCGCAUAGGCUGAAGCUUGGAUUCAAUCCCUGGCCUGAGAACUUCCAUGUACUGCAGGUGUGGCCAUGAAAUUUAAAAACAAAACAAAACAAAACAUAAUUGUUGUUUUGGGAUCAGUUGCAAUAACGGGAGACUUUCAAGAAAGUCUUCCUACAACUAAAAUAGAAUGAUACUUGAAAUGCUUCUAUCCAUUGUAUUAAUUGGAGCUUUUCCAAAUACCAGAAGCAACAUCAAAAUAUAUGAUUAAAUAUAUCUACAAUAAUUACUUUUUAAAUUCUGGGUUUCUAGUUUGCAUACUGUUAAACAACUGGAUGAAGUGUUUGUUAAUUAGCAUUCACUUUGGUCAGUGUAAGUAGACAAAUAUUGGGGUAAAAAAUACAGCUCAUUGAUAAUAGUUUUCUUUUUAAAAAUAUUUUGGCGAAUGUUAUUUAAAUACGACCUUAAAAUACUGACAAUUCACUUUAUUUUUCGAUACAGAUUUCCCUGAUAAACAUUGUAAUAACAGAUGGUCAGACCACAGAUAAAACGAUGUCCAUUGAAAUCAGUGAAAGUAAUAUUCAGUAAAAUGUUUAUAAUUCUAUGCAAAUUAAGUUUGAAAAAAAUUUUUGUGCAACUGUAGUACUGGAGUAGACACAGUACUAAGGGAUUCUUAAAAAUGUUAGAACAAUAUAUUCACAUCUAUUGCCUAUUAAGUUUUAAGGAAUUUUUUUUCUAAGCUGGAAGCCUAAAAUAGCUUAAUUAUUCUUUUUGCUUUUUAGGGCCAUGCACUCAGCAUAUGGAAAUUCCUAGGCUAGGGGUUGAAUUGGAGCUGUAGCUACUGGCCUAUGCCACAUGCACAGCAACGCGGGAUCUGAGCUGCAUCUGCAACCUACACCACAGCUCACAGCAAUGCUGGAUUCUUUAUGCACUGGGCAAGGCCAGGAUUCAAACCUACAUCCUCAUGGAUACCAGUCAGUCUUAUUGUUAUCAUGGAGCCAUAACAGGAACUUCAAGUAAGUCAUUAAUAUGCCUCCUACAUGCCUGGAAAUGUGAAUGAUUAUCCAUCUCUGUAGAAUAUUUGACUAGAUAAGUUUACUUUUCAUUGUCAUUGGCUAAUUUGAAAAAAAUUACAUUCUGGUUUACCAUUGACUUCUUAGCAAGGUUACUUCAUAUGGCCUAUAAAAGUCUUUAUCACAAUGUUUUACCUUAGUGUGUUGUGUAGUGGGUUUGAAGCUAUAACAGAUAAUUACGAGAGUGCAGCAAACGAGCCAUGAAAAAUAAGGGAAAAGAGAGGAUGAACUGCAAUGCUCUUCACCAGUGGACCAAGAGAUAAGGUUAAACCUCUAUCCUGCAUGUGGUGGAGACCUAUUAGUCUUGCCAGAACUCAACCUUUGCUUAGCAAUGAGGUCAGAGAAAUAGUUCUCUCUUUUUGCUUAGAACAAUAUAGAUGGACUGCAGCUCCUUAAUUUACUUGAAGUUACAUUUUCCAUUGGGCUGCUGUGUGUAGAUACAGUUGAAGAUAACUGCUUUGACCUAGCUCUGCACAGGUCAACUUGGUUCUAAUCACAUACAUUCUUCUUAUGUCAUGUAAAUAAAUGACAGAGAAAAAAUAUUUUAUAGCAAAUAUUACAGUGGAGUUAAGGAUAUCUGCCUUGAAUGUGCAGUGCACUUACUUUCCAAGUUAAUCAUCUGUCACUAUCCUUUUAAACCCUUGCAAGUUCAUAAUAUUACUUUUGCUUCUGUGCACUAUGCUGUUCCUACUUUCACAUAACUUAUGACCUACUGGGUGAAAACUUUCAUUAUUCAAUUUUGCUCUUCAGUUUCAUUUAAAAUAGGUGUAUUAUCUGUCAAUUCUCAAGUAUGCAACACUUUUCCAGUGAAUUUCUCCUCAAAGGUUGUAUUUCUACACUUUAAAAUAUUGUAUAAUAGUAAUCUCACAUUAUCUUUUAAAUGCUACCUUUGCAUCGCCACAUAUAAAUGAAUAUACUUGACAUUUUUCUUUGUUGUAUUUUAGUCCCUUUAUAUUUUGAUAGUCUUUGAAAACACAUCAUGACAAUAAAAUAAAUUCAGUAUGACUAUGAAGCUUAUGCACUGUACAGUUACUUGAAGCAAGUAGAGAAAUUCUGCCUUUGAGCCUUCAUAAUUGGCUUUCUGGAUACCGCUGAAUUUGUCAGAUAAUCUUUUAAAAAUAUUAUGUGGACUAUUUCUAAUGAACUUGAAUUUACUCAGCAACAAGUUUUAUUUUUCCUAAAGUCAUUCCCCAGAUGAACAGACAUUUAAAAUAUGCCAAGUGGAAGCACUUUUUCUGUUUCUAAUAUUUUAUGAUUUAGGAAUAAAAAAGUAACUGCUCUUUUAGUAAAUAUGAGUUGCUAAAGCACUUGCCAAAUAACUUUGUGUUAGUUUAGCAGAUUAAUGUUUCUUACAAUAUGACUUUAAAAUUAUUCAGCAAAAAUUGAAUCAGUAUGUAUUCAACAUGAAAUUUUUAUUCCACCAAGCACUAAAAAAAUGGAUUUUUCUAAAUGAGAAAAUAUGUCUUCUGUAUUUUAAGCAGAACAAAUUUGAAUUUUGCCUCUGAUAAUAAAAUUUUGUACAGUAAUGUGUAAAUCACCACUGUCUUAAUUUUCUGACAUUUGCAGAUAAGGCCAAGAUAAAUAAUACCUUCCCCUUUUAAAAAAUUAUGCUUUUGUUUUUAAUUAAGGACUAAUUUUUAAAAUUCUGAGUGGACACACUGUAGAGGUCUGUGAAAAAUGAAAAAAAAAAAACACUUUCUUUUUUGACAUGGACUUUUUCAAAACUAUAUACUUGCUAAAGCAGGAAUAAAGAAGUAUGUAUUUGUGCUGCAUUAUAAAAUUCAAAAAAUAUCAAUUCAGUCUCCUUUCUAAUUACCAUGCCUUCAGAAUAAAUGAAAUGAUCUACAUUUUGGUAAAUGAUUUCACCUAAAAUGGAUUUUCAGAUUGCUUUUUAAUAGGUUUCUGCACUCCACAGACUGUUAGGAUCCCUGAAUUUCAAGAAUAGUUUUCAAUAACAACAUAACUGUUAAAUAUAAAUAAUCAGGGUGAAUAAGUAGUAUUCAAAGUAAAGUUUUUAAUGUCUUUGGGUUUUUCUCAUUCUAAGGAUUUUUCAUAGAAUAUUAAGACUUGACUCUGCCUAACACCCAUGUAGGCCUUGCCCAUAAUACAUUAUUCAGCCAUAGAAUAUUCUCCUUUGCAUGAGAAUAGGGAUAAGAAAUGGAAUAACUUUCAAACCAGAAUCAAGAACUCUUCUAUUAGUACUAUGUUCAGUGUCCACAUAUACUAGAGAUAUAUAGAUGCAUACAUAUGCAUAUAUCUAUACAUAAUAUAUACAUAUACAUCUCAUACAUCCAUAUGCAUGCAAUCUAUUUAUUUCUCUGUCCAAAUGUUUACUGUGCUGUAUAGAAACAAUCACAUAAAUGAGAAAAUGGUCACUGUAAAACAUGAAUUGGAGUAAAGGUAUCAUCUUUA
This is a messenger RNA of Sus scrofa (pig), 17546 nucleotides long. RefSeq names its product thyrotropin releasing hormone degrading enzyme (gene TRHDE). Lineage: Eukaryota; Metazoa; Chordata; Mammalia; Artiodactyla; Suidae. Gene Ontology annotation, biological process: peptide catabolic process; proteolysis. Gene Ontology annotation, cellular component: cytoplasm; membrane. The record is from RefSeq and is a predicted model, not a curated record. Gene Ontology annotation, molecular function: peptide binding; zinc ion binding; metalloaminopeptidase activity.